This is a messenger RNA of Rubroshorea leprosula, 1336 nucleotides long. The record is from the annotation of a GenBank genome assembly. Lineage: Eukaryota; Viridiplantae; Streptophyta; Magnoliopsida; Malvales; Dipterocarpaceae.
AGUUUCCUAUUAAUGGAUCUAAUACAACUUGAUUCUAAAGUUACCAAACAUGGGAGGGCUAUUAAUCCCUGAUGUGGCUAGGGCAGCUGGCCCAUGGCUGUUGGUUUCUGGUCGCUGGGAUUUUGAGGUUUCCGGUGGUUCCAAUAGAAUGGGGCGGUUAUCGUUUGAGUUUCAGACUCUGAAGCCAUAUCCAAUCAAAUUCAUAUUUUCCUCCUCUCCCUCUAACUCUCCACAGAUAAUUCGCAAAACCCAUUGUCUUUUCCACUCUCCGAGACUCACCGGAGCCAUUGAGUUUCCUCCUCUUCUUCUCGUUCGUUCUCAUUCCCCCGUCCGGUCUCCUUACAUAUGCAAGUCAAACGGAUCAGAUAUUAUUUCACAGCUGGAACUUGGGAAACCGGAAGACCAACCAAAGCCUGUGAAGCGCGUUAAUGGGGUGUUUUGGAUUAUACUUGUAAAUCUUGGAAUAUUUGUUGCAGACCACUUGCUUCAGGUUCGUGGCAUUCAAUCUCUGUAUUUGUAUCAUAAUUGGCCUGCUUGGUACCAAUUUAUAACAGCAACAUUUUGUCAUGCUAAUUGGAAGCAUCUUUCAAGCAACCUUUUCUUCUUGUACAUUUUUGGGAAGCUUGUUGAAGAAGAGGAAGGAAAUUUGGCAUUGUGGCUCUCUUACAUUGUCACAGGGGUUGGAGCGAACAUUGUUUCAUGGCUGGUUUUACCAAGAAAUGCAGUUUCUGUUGGAGCUUCUGGUGCUGUUUUUGGGUUAUUUGCAAUCAGUGUCCUUGUAAAGAUGUCAUGGGACUGGAGGAAGAUCCUUGAAGUGCUGAUAUUGGGCCAAUUCGUCAUAGAAAAGGUGAUGGAAGCAGCCCAAGCUUCAACCGGACUGUCAGGCACUUCCUAUGCCUUGCAGAGUGUCAAUCACAUUGCCCAUCUCUCUGGUGCCCUUAUUGGUGUUCUUCUCGUAUGGCUUCUCAGCAGAGUUCCUUCUGAACCUCCUGAUGAAGAAGUAUCCAAUUUCCAGAAAAAGAAGGGUAGAAAUACUUAAGAAGUUCUCGCGGCGUAGAGGUAUCCAACUAUGAUAGAGCUAUGGAGAGCAAAACCAGGGACGAGCCAGCAGGGAGGGUGUUUAUGACGAGUAGAUUGUUGAGGCAUUACAAUGCAGGAAACACAAUCUGCUUAACAAUUGCAUUUAGGAACAAGUUAAUUGUGUGAAUUUGUAUUAUUUACAUAUUCUGAAUAGCUUCCAAAUAAUUUUGGUAUUUAUGAAGAAGUAAAGCCAGCGAAGUUCUUAUUGAGUUAAUGCAUAUUUUCAAUCGGCCCAGCACCCUGUGUCAUUCUGAAU